This is a messenger RNA of Pieris rapae (cabbage white), 2131 nucleotides long. Its product is annotated as solute carrier family 22 member 4-like. Gene Ontology annotation, cellular component: membrane. Bases 237 to 1721 code for a protein of 494 amino acids. NCBI's taxonomy places the organism in Eukaryota, Metazoa, Arthropoda, Insecta, Lepidoptera, Pieridae. The record is from RefSeq and is a predicted model, not a curated record. Gene Ontology annotation, molecular function: transmembrane transporter activity. Gene Ontology annotation, biological process: transmembrane transport. The transcript is spliced from 8 exons.
AAUAAGUUUGUUGCUUACUAAUUGAAAUAUUACCUGGUAACACGAUACCCAAGACAUCGUCGCGUAAAAUAUAUUCACGAUCAUAAAUCUAAAUACAUUUAAGCCUCACGCUAGUAAACGUCUUAAAAGCGUACAUAAUUUUAUUAAAAUUAAGUUCGGGUAAUAUAAUUGUGAAUGAGCUGGGCCAGUUUGGGCGAUUCCAGCUCAAAUAUAUCUGCCUCAUUGCAUUGCCUCUGAUGGCAGCUGCCUUCUUCAGUGACUAUGUCUUCACAGCAGCCGCACUACCACACAGAUGUCGUAUACCUGAAUGCGGCGAGAGGAACAAGAGUGUGGUGUUCCAUCCAGAAUGGAUAACAAACGCGGUACCAGUCAGAGAAGAGGACUCUAAGCUUGCAAGUUGCGAGAGAUACGUGUCUGCCUAUCCUGGAUAUAACAGUUCCAUGCUAAAUUGCCCUAUAGAAAUGUUCGAUCAUUCACGUACUCAAAAAUGUGACGGAUUUGUGUAUGAAGGAGACAAUUCUGUUGUGUACGAUUUCGAUUUGGGGUGUGAAGAAUGGCUGAGAUCGCUCUCAGGAACGCUUAGCAGUCUCGGAACACUCCUUGUGCUACCAUUGAUUGGCUUCAUUUCUGAUCAUUUCGGCCGACGUAUGGCUUUACUUUUCAGCGUCUUAAACACGGCUCUUUUUGGCAUCGCCAAAGCCUUCUCGGUAAAUUAUACAAUGUUUCUAAUUCUACAACUUCUGGAGACUACACUCGGUGCUGGUUUAGCGAGUUCCGCAUAUAUAUUCGCUGCCGAGCUAGUGGGUCCCAAGUACCGCGUAGUUACCUCUGCCACGUUGUCAUCAGCAUUUGCCCUCGGUGAGGUACUGCUGGGAGCAAUUGCCUGGCUUGUACGCCCCUGGAGGACCCUCAUCCUCACCCUUUACAUUCCCGUUUUUCUUCUUUUGUCAUAUAACUGGAUUCUUUUCGAAAGCGUGCGCUGGUUAUUAGCUAAGCAGAAGUUUGAUGAAGCUAGAAAUGUGCUAGAAAAUGUAGCAAAGACUAACAAUGCUGAAAUAAGUGCUAACUCCCUGGAUGCUUUAUUGAAUCCUCCCACAAUUAUCAAAAACAGCCGACAACGAAGCCUCGUGAAAUGUAUCUUUCGUUCCCGUGUUCUAUUAAGAAGAGUGUGCACGACUCCAAUAUGGUGGAUGACCACAACCUUCAUAUACUACGGAUUAUCGAUUAACUCGACGAGUCUAUCCAGCACAAUAUAUCUAAAUUAUAUCCUUACUGUGGCUAUCGAAAUACCGGGAUUCUAUAGUUCAGUGUUAACCUUGGAUAGAUUUGGUAGAAGGAAAACUCUGUGCUGUGGCUUCUUUUUCAGUGCAGCGUGCAAUUCAGCUUUUAUUUUUAUACCAUUAGAGCUAUCUAUUCUUCGACUCGUUAUAUACUUAGCGGGGAAAUUUAGUAUAUCGCUAGUACUAGCUUCACUUUACCUGUACACGUCAGAGCUCUACCCUACCGAGUUUAGACACAGUUUACUAGGGUUUUCAUCAAUGGUUGGCAGAAUUGGAUCUGUUUGUGCCCCGCUUACUCCACUGCUAACUGCCUAUUGGCAUGGUCUGCCGCACACGAUAUUUGCCAUAUUUGGAGCGUUAUCUGGUCUUCUAGUCCUAACGCAGCCAGAAACAUUCUCAAAGAAACUACCCGAUACUUUGGAGGAAGCUGAAGCGAUUUAAUGGAUUAACCCAGUUCAAGGAAUAAUUAAUAUCAUUUUAUAAUUACGUAUAAGUUAUAGCUGUUACAUAUUAUUUAAUAUGAUAAAAUAAAAAGUUGUGAAAACAUUAUAGUGAAUUCUGGUGUUUUAAUCAUUCUAAAAUUAUCACACAAAGGUCAAAACAAUCAGCAAGACAAUUUAAAAAAAAUAUCUAGAUCUGGAUUUAAUCAAUAUUUUUCCAUCGUAUCUUGAGUAUUAAUUUGAAUUAAUCGCAAUCAUUUUCCGCUCGCCGAUACAACCGCAGUACCACCGUACUCAGUGUGGGACGGAAAGAGUCAGAGAUCGGGCGGAGUCGAUUUAAAAUUUAAAAAAAAUGGAGGACGCAAGAGACGAAAUAAAAACUGGUGAAAUAAAGAGAAUAGAUUUAGAUGA